GUUCCUUCCUUUGGUCAACACAGUAGUCAUACACACUAAUGGAUAUGGGGCAUUCUUCUGCUUCUUCAUCCCUUCCAUGGAUUUGGGUGAUUGAAGCCUUAGCAAAAGAGAAGGAAGUUGAUAUGUCUGUAUUAACCGAUUUAGCUGCGAAGACACCUGAAAUAUUUGAUGAAGUAGGAAAAGAUGCUAGGAACAUCCUUCUUUUGAGAUGCUUGGAACGCUUUAAUGCUACUGGUUUAACUCCUAACAUUGAGAUUGAUAAAUUAACGGAUCAUGAAGAUAUUCGUCAUAUGUUUACAAGUGAGAAGUUCCCUGCGAUAAAUGAGGGAUCAGAUAUUCAGACCCUUAUUCAGAACAUAAGACGCAGUUUGCCUAAAUCUGCUUUAGAACGUAUAAAAGAUGUAAUUUGUGAAGGUCGUCAUCCAAUCCCUGAAUUCUUGAAGAAAAGCAGUAGAUUAUCAACGAAUGAUGAUUUAUUAGAUAAUCUUGAAGCUGCAGUUCAACUCAAAGGGAAAGAAAAAGUCCAUAGUGGCCAGGUAACUUCAAUGCGAAGAAAGCUGCCUCUCAGUGCACAUUCUAAUCAGAGCCAAGAUCCAAUAAAGAUGUACCAUGUUUCCUCUCAGUGCAAAAGGAUUGAUCCAACAUCACAUAAUAAAUUGCCAGAACACCUGAAUGCCGGAAAUAGUUCUAAGGAUGAGAGUGAUUCCCUUUUACAUGUUGCCAAGAAGGCUAAAGAUGCUGCUGGUAAGAAAAAUGAAGCGACAGAGGAUGUAUCUGCAAUGGUUUCAAAUGAACUGUCAGAGAAUUUGCUUGAGACAGAUUCCUGUUUACAUAUUGCCAAGAAGGCUAAACCUGCUGUUAGCAAGAAAAAUGAAACCACUAAGGAUGUAUCUGCAAUGGUUUCAAAUGAACUGUCCGAGAAUUUGGUAGAGCCGACAGUUAUAUCCAAAGUGGAUAAAUUGGAUAGACUGAGGUCUAAGGAGGUUAGCCAUGAUGAUGGUUCUGGAAAGAACAACUUUUUGAAGGAAAAAAACAUUGAUCAUCCAAUAGGACCAUCAGUUUGUUCUCUCGUUGACAGAGCCAAAAUGAAGUGUGUUGAUGUUGAUGAUGAUGGAGAAACUGAGGGCGAUGGUGAUGGCAUUGAUGAUGAAAAUAUUGAGAUUGAAAAACAAAGAUUCCUGAAAUCUCAGGGCACAUUUAGUGAAGACACUUUUUCAGCAACUCAAAAUACAGAGUUAAAUCUCUGUAUAAAGUGUAACAGAGAUGGACAGUUGCUGAUUUGCAAAACAAGAACCUGUACAAUUGUUGUCCACCCAAGUUGCUUAGGUUAUGAUGCCCCCUCACCCUUUUAUUGUCCAUUUUGUGCAUAUUCUAAUGCCUUUUCUGAGUAUCUUGAAUCAAAGAAACAGUUAUCCUUAUCAAGGAAAUCUCUUAGAGCUUUCAUUGCAGUUGAGCUGAAAAGAUAUGUUGAGAAGGGAAAUAAACAGUCUACUCAUAAUAAGCAUCAAAAGGAAACUUUGGAAUCAUGUCUUGGUGAUGUUGAGAAGGGAAAAAAACAGUCUGCUCAUAAUAAGCAUCAAAAGGAACCUUUGGAAUCAUGUCUUGGUGGCAAUCAGCGUUCUCGAAGAUCAUCUGGUGUAAUAGAUGAGGAAUAUGUUGGGUCUGAGUGUGAAACUGAACAUAACUUGAGAGGUGAACAGAUUACUAAGAAGAUGGUGGUGAUUAAUGUUGAAGAAGAUGAUGACAUUCUAGAAGAUACAAACAAACCAAGGGAGAACUGUGUUAGCUGUAAGAUGGAAGAAAUUAUAUUUUGCUAUGAUUGGAAAUUGCUUCUUGUAUCCCUACAUAGGGUUAUAUUUUGCGGUUGUAAGAUGGAAGCAAUUAUUUUGUGA
Messenger RNA from Impatiens glandulifera, 1892 nucleotides. RefSeq lists its product as uncharacterized. The transcript has 5 exons. NCBI's taxonomy places the organism in Eukaryota, Viridiplantae, Streptophyta, Magnoliopsida, Ericales, Balsaminaceae. The coding region runs from base 39 to 1892 and encodes 617 amino acids. The record is from RefSeq and is a predicted model, not a curated record.